AUGCUGCAAUCGCCAUAUCUUCGCUACCUCGCGUGGUUCAUCGUCGCAUACGGAGGUUAUCGCUACCUGAAACGACUAGUCUUGAUUUUUGCUAGUCCGUUAGCUAGAUUGCCAGGUCCAAAAUAUCCAUUCUUCUUGGGACCGCUCUCUCUGCUCGUCGAUAAACGCUUUGCUCAACAAAAAGGAUUCGAGAUUCAUGAAGAAUGGCACCGUCAAUACGACAGCAAGGUUAUCCGCAUUGGGCCUCAAUCUGUAUCCGUAAACGAUGCUGCUCUCGUGCACGAGAUCCUAGUCACAAAGGACUUGCCAAAAUCUAAGAUUUACGACCAGCUCGUUGCUCCUGGAAGAAAACACGAUGUAUUGACUGUACAGGACAAACACAACCACAAGUUUCUUCGACGAUUCUUGUCCCCUGCCUUCUCAAUCAAGUAUUUGAAUGGCCUUGAAAAGUAUAUGGCGGACUUGUUUCAGAAACUGGCUACAAAACUUGAAAGGCGGGCUAAAGAAAGUAGUAGCGGAGAGACUACCAUAAAUAUUUGGAAGGAGACUAAAGCUUAUUCUGUGGAUGUGAUAGGAGAGACAGCAUUCGGAAAUUCAUUUGGAGCUGUUGAGACUGGCAAAGCACCAAUUGUAGACAUCUUGGAACGUGGAUUACGAGCCUUUGCAAUAAUCACAAUCUUCCCAUUCUUGAAAUAUAUGCCAUUUUUACCCAUGAUGAAGAAGGCGAAAGAAGGACAAGAUACAAUCAACGACUACAUGACCAAUCUCGUCAAGGAACGUCGUGAUGGGACAGUUUAUCGAGACGAUAUAAUGCAAAUCAUGAUUGACGGACUAGACCCAGACUCUGGUGAAAAGAUGCAAGAUCCUCUCAUAAUGCAAACCGCCAUACUAUUUAUCAACGCCGGCUCUGAUACCACUGGUGCUACUAUGGCAUAUACUCUAAUCGAGCUAGUUAGAAACCCAGAAUGCUUAGCCAAAGUGGAAGCUGAAGUAUUGGCUGUACCCGUUGAUCCAACCACUGGUCUUAUAACCGCAUCAACAGCAAAAGGUUUUACUUAUCUGAACUCCUGCAUAAAUGAGACGUUGAGGCUGGCCCCUGUAGCUACUGGAGUUAUACGAAGUACUAGAGACCAAGAAGUUACACUGUCAGAUGGUACAUUCUUGCCCAAGGAAACCGAUAUUAUGAUACCGAUCUGGGCUAUCCAUCGCGGUUCGAUUUGGGACGAACCAGACCGCUUCAACCCUGACCGAUUCACGAAACUAGCAGAGGAAGGAGUAACCAAUGGGGAUGCAAACAACUGGACUUGGAGUCUGAUUCCCUUUUCAUCAGGAAGCCGCAACUGUGUUGGGAAACAAUUCGCAAACAUGGAAAUGUUGCUCUUUUUAUCCAACUUUAUCCGGUCCUUUGAGAUUCGAGAUGCAAACCCAAGUCAAAGUACUGAGAAGGCUGCGUUUGUUACUCUGACUUUGGCUGGAACUCCCAACGGCUGGAAGGCUAGCUUACCAUACAAGACCCACAAUGUUCAAAUGCAAAAGAAUGAACAAAAGACUGAAUGGUUUACUAAAAUCAAUCCCAACGGGCGCAUUCCAGCUAUGGUGGAUCACAGCAAGGGCGGCAAGGAUGGAUUUGCCGUCUUUGAAUCUGGUGCAAUCUUACUAUACCUUGCUGAGCACUAUGAUCCAAAACAUAUCUUAUUACCAGCAGACCCUUUGAAGCGCAGUCAAGCUAUUCAAUGGAUUAUGUGGCAAAUGGGCGGUCUUGGACCCAUGCAAGGUCAAGCCAAUCACUUUUCGGCAAGUCGAUACGCUCCAGAAAAGAUUCCAUAUGCCAUCAAGAGAUACCAAGAUGAAACCAGACGACUCUACCAAGUUUUGGACACCCACUUGAAAGAGACCGGCAACGAAUACAUUGUUGGAGAGUUCAGCGCUGCUGAUAUCAUCAAUAUUGGCUGGAUUGGUCUUCAUGAUUGGGCUGGCGUUUCGUUAGAUGGCUUGCAACAUUUACAAAAAUGGAUGGAUCGAAUGCUUCAAAGACCCGCUACGCGUAAGGGGUUGGAUGUGCCGGGAAAGAAUCCAAUGAUCCAUGGGCAGACUCAAGAAGAGCUCAAGAAACGUGAGGAAGGGGGUCGUGCCUUGAUUGCUCAACAGUUGAAGGAGAUUGAAGAGAAGAAGAAGCAGAGUAAAUUGUAG
This is a messenger RNA of Synchytrium microbalum, 2190 nucleotides long. RefSeq lists its product as uncharacterized. Lineage: Eukaryota; Fungi; Chytridiomycota; Chytridiomycetes; Synchytriales; Synchytriaceae. The record is from RefSeq and is a predicted model, not a curated record. Gene Ontology annotation, molecular function: iron ion binding; monooxygenase activity; heme binding. The transcript has 16 exons. The coding region runs from base 1 to 2190 and encodes 729 amino acids.